AUGACGAGCUUCGUUUUAUCUUGUCGCCUUCACCUGCAUAAUGACAUCAACCUACAGUCACACAGGCAGUGGGGGCAGGGGGGGAAGCGGUGGCGACGGCCCUGGGCGAGGGGAGGCCAGGGAACUGCUGGGGUCGUCCCGGUGGUCCCCGGGGAGGUGGUGGUGGUGAAGGGGCAGCCAUUCGACGUGGGCCCAUGUUACACGCAGCUGCAGUACAUCGGCGAAGAUGCGGACAUGGUCAGCUCAGCUUAUGACCACGUGCGCAAGACCAGAGUGGCUAUCAAGAUUAGCCCCUUCGAGCAUCAAACCUACUGUCAGCGCACACUGAGAGAAAUCCAGAUCUUGCUGCGUUUCCGCCAUGAGAAUGUCAUAGGCAUCCGAGACAUCCUCAGAGCACCCACCCUGGAAGCCAUGAGAGAUGUUUACAUUGUUCAGGACCUCAUGGAGACGGACCUGUACAAGCUGCUUAAGAGCCAGCAGCUGAGCAAUGACCACAACUGCUACUUCCUCUACCAGAUCCUCCGGGACCUCAAGUACAUACGCUCGGCCAAUGUGCUGCACCGGGACCUGAAGCCCUCCAAUCUGCUUAUCAACACCACCUGAGACCUUAAGAUCCGUGAUUUUGGCCUGGCCUGGAUUGCUGACCCUGAGCACGACCACAUUGGCUUUCUGACCGAGUAUGUGGCCACACGCUGGUACCGAGCCCCAGAGAUCAUGCUUAACUCCAAGGGCUACACCAAAUCCAUUGACGUCUGGUCUGUGGGCUGCAUUCUGGCUGAGAUGCUCUCCAACCGGCCUAUCUUCCCCGGCAAGCACUACCUGGACCAGCUCAACCACAUAGGUAUACUGGGUUCCCCAUCCCAGGAGGACCUAAAUUGUAUCAUUAACAUGAAGGCCCGAAACUACCUACAGUCUCUGCCCUCUAAAACCAAGGUGACUUGGGCCAAGCUUUUUCCCAAAUCUGACUCCAAAGCUCUUGACAUGCUGGACCGGAUGUUAACCUUUAACCCAAACAAGUGCAUCUCAGUAGAGGAAGCACUGGCUCACCCUUACCUGGAACAGUACUAUGAUCCGACAGAUGAACCAGUGGCAGAGGAGCCAUUCACCUUUGACGUGGAACUGGAUGAUCUCCCCAAGGAGCUGCUGAAGGAGCUGACCUUACAAGAGACAGCCCGCUUCCAGCCAGGGGCACCAGAGGCCCUCUAACAAGAACAGACACCCCUGUCCUUUUGGAUCUGGUCCUGCUCCUACCUGCUCCUUCUCUGCAGAUUGUUAGAAAAUGAACUUUGCUCAAUCCGGACCCCGGCAGCCCAGGCUGGACCAAGGGUGGGCCUGGCCACCUUCUCUCACUCUGCCGGGGUCUCCUGCUUCAAGCAGGCUUCUCCCACUCCAGUCCCCUGCCCCAUCUCCCCUUGGCCUGAGUGAUGAGGUGGCCCCAGAGCUGAUCUCUGCUGCUGUGUCUUAAUCUAUC
Messenger RNA from Rattus rattus (black rat), 1471 nucleotides. RefSeq names its product mitogen-activated protein kinase 3-like. Gene Ontology annotation, cellular component: cytoplasm; nucleus. Gene Ontology annotation, biological process: intracellular signal transduction; protein phosphorylation. The record is from RefSeq and is a predicted model, not a curated record. Gene Ontology annotation, molecular function: MAP kinase activity; ATP binding. The transcript is spliced from 2 exons. NCBI's taxonomy places the organism in Eukaryota, Metazoa, Chordata, Mammalia, Rodentia, Muridae.